This is a messenger RNA of Rotaria sordida, 843 nucleotides long. Lineage: Eukaryota; Metazoa; Rotifera; Eurotatoria; Philodinida; Philodinidae. The record is from the annotation of a GenBank genome assembly.
AUGUCUGAAAAUUGGGUUCAACUUCAAGCUGAAGAAAUUGAAGCAUUAAAUAGUAUUUUUGAUGAAAAACAAUGGAAACAAGAUGAAAAUGAUACAGAACUGACAUAUACAUUAACUAUGAAUCAUCGACCUGAACGAGCAAUUAGUCUAGAUUUAACAUUCAUUGAUGGUUAUCCAACAGAACAACCACUUAUUUAUAAUAUAAGAGGACCAUGGUUAAGAGGUCAAGAACGACAAGAAUUAACAAAUAUUUUAGAAAACAUUUAUUUAAAUAAUAUUGGUAAACCAGUAGCUUUUUUAUGGGCUGAUGCUCUUCGAGAUUUUGUUGAUAAACCAUCAGAUAUCAAUGAAACUGUUCAUAUGAAUACAACUGAACCAAUCGUUGACCAAUGUGUAUUACCAAUAGUCGAAACAAUUCUACCACCUAUAUAUAGUGAUGAACCAUUUGAAGAUCGUAAAAGUGUUUUUCAAGCACAUUUAAGUCCUGUACAUAGUAAAGAAGAAGUUCAACUUGUUCUCCAUAAAUUAAAAGAAAAUAAAAAAAUUGCUAAUGCCACUCAUAAUAUAUAUGCAUAUAGAAUAUGGGAUGAAAAACGUAAUGUAAUUUUAACAGAUUGUGAUGAUGAUGGUGAAACAGGUGCAUCCAGUCGAAUGCUUCAUUUAAUGGAUACUGUAGAUGUUAAAAAUGUCCUAGUCGUGGUGUCAAGAUGGUUUGGUGGUAUACUUUUGCAUAAUGAUCGAUUUAAACAUAUUAAUAAUGCAUGUCGAAUGAUAUUAAUUAAUCAUGAUUAUAUAAAAAAAGUUCCCGACACAAUAAAAAACAAAUCGAAAAAAUCAUCUUAA